AUGGGUUGGAAUUCCCCUGAGGACGCUAUGCCGUGGGUGGGUUUAUAUGUUUGUUUAGCGUCUUUUCUUUGUAUUAUAGCAAUGGCAGCCGAUGCCUUUGAAGGCUUUCGGCAAUGGAAACUUUGGUUUCCAUGCAAAUUUUUCACCAUCAAUGCUGCUUCCCUCACACUCAUAGCGAUAGCAAUGAAGCUACCCGUGGAUCUAACCACUAAUAUGUCUAGAGGUAUUGAUUCUACGGUUAAGCUUGUUAGCAUCAUGUUCUUGGUAACCAUGUUAGCCAACUUUCUUCCUUCUUUAGGGCUUAUGAAUGACAAGGAACUUCUGAUGAACAUUUUAGCCUUUGGUAUCCUCAUAAUUACAAUAAGUGUAAAUGUGUGGAUCCAAUUUAGUACCAACGCUUCUUUUGCACCUCCGAUAUAUUUACUCAUAUCUCUAUUUCCCCUUCCAUGGCCAUUCUCGAUAGCUUUGAUAGUUCCGGCAUCUAGAAGAAUUUUGGGAAACCGAUACAAGGAGAUUCAUAGGUUGGACUCACAUGGUCAACAAGUCAACUUCUCAUCCAAGGAACUUGUACAUCAUGUUAAAAAGUAUUGGAUGAUGGCAGAAACUGGUAACCCCCAAUUUGUUAUUGCUUGUUCUUCGAUUUCUUCUGCUUUUGGGGUUAUAUGCUCACUCCUUGUUUGCAUUUCACUUAUUUUCUUAAUAACCUUGUUUAGUGAGAUAUCAAAUUUUUGGCAUGGAGAAUCAGAUUAUAAGUGGUCGAUCGAUUUGAUUAUCACGGUACAGUCAAUCGGGGUAAUCAUAGGUAGUAUAGCACCAAUUUUUAGAUGGUUGACGUCUAUCAGUUAUUUCAGUCUCUCCAAGAAAUGGAGCAGGAACCAUUUAAAUGUAUUCAAAGUCGAAAAACAUUGGAUUAGAAAGCUUCAACAAUGGAAAGACAUCCAUGUGCUUUCACUCAUCCCAGGCUUUUAUUGCAAAAUAGUUUUCCAUAAUCUCAAAAACAUAAUUUUGAAUUUUUGCAUAGCACUUCAAAUAACAAUUGUAGUUACAUGUAAAACAAUAUGUCUCAUUCCUGUAACUUUUAUGAUCUUGUUCUCUUAUUGUUGGCAUUGUUGCAAGUCAUUGUUGAAAAAAGAGGAAACAAUUGCAUCCGACAACAAUGUCAGGUCAGAGAUGGAGCAAUAUACUCGAUAUGCUUUACAGAUUGAAGACGAAGCAAAACUCUCAAAGAGAAUACUAAGAAAUGCACUAAAAGCUAUAACUCGAGUUCUUCAUGAGUCUGAAAAGAAAGAGCCAAGUAAACUUAUGAAGCUUCUUGAGAAAUCUACCGGAUUCGAUGGAGUUGUAGACUUUGACAACGAAGACGUCCCACCUUUGCACACGGAUGCGCCCCAUAGGUGUUGGAGCCUAGUAGCAAUAACAUUAACCGGUGUUGCUUUGGCACUUCCGAACAUUGAAAAGUGCAAUGUCAAGGGGUUUCUUGCAAGCAUGAGUGAAGGCCUCGAAUUUGUACAAUACAUUGAAGAAAGCCUGAAUGCAAAUGAUGAUUUAGUCGAGGUAAGAAAAACAUCUAGACGUGUGUGGACAGAAGUUGAACUAUAUGGCAGGUGGCUUCAAAUAGAUCUUCAAAAGAAUGCUCUAAAAGGAAAAACAUCAAAGGAAAUUCUUCGGUGCUUGGCCGAUGAAAUGGUAAAAACCGUGAUAGAGCACAAAAGCUACAAAAAUGGUAAUCAAGAUCAGUCACCUCAUAAGCUUAUAGCUGCAAGUUCCAUGUAUAGAAUCAGUGAAACCAUACUACUCCACUGUAAUGAUCAAGAAAAUUGGCCGACGGAUGUGGAGCUCUUCGAGUGGAUAUCAGUUACCGCCGCAGAUAUAUUAUGCGCCUGCUUUACCAACCUCCCAUCCGUCAUAAAAAUGAAGUGUCAUGAUGUUGCUAUAGAGAAAAGGGAACACAAAAUCAAAACAGCUGCUCAGCUUCUUGGUAGAUCCAAAAAGAUUCUAAAGAUGCUUAAAGCGCGCCAGCUUCCUAAAUUAGAUGCGGAUUCAAUGGCAUACAUUGAUAAGUGGCAUACAUUAUCCAAGAGCGAGAUACAGAUGCCCAGUGGUUCGUCUUCUUCAGGGACUGAUUCUGACAUUCCUGAUAAGUUUUAUAGUAGAAGGUCUGUUUUGUUACUUUAUCGUUAUGCAGGGACUGUUCUUGUGAAAAAGAAAACUUGGAGUAAAAUAUCUGGGUUUCUCCUCUCAUUCAUUCGAGUGUUCACCUCUUUUUUCUGUGACCAUUCAAUGGUUACAAAGCUACGUGGUUUCACACGUAGCUUGCCAAACCGAGGUUACCCAAACUGUGCCCAAAGCCGUGACCUUGACGGCGGUGUAGCCGCGUGGUUUGGGCCAAACCGCGACUCCAAGUCGUUGGAUUUAGAUCAAGUGAAAAACUAUUUGUUUUUGGAGACAGAGCUUAACGGUUCGGUCGGGGUUCUUUUGGAAGCAGCAAUUCUACGGGCAGGGGCGGAUCCAUAG
This is a messenger RNA of Erigeron canadensis, 2514 nucleotides long. RefSeq lists its product as uncharacterized. The transcript has 4 exons. Lineage: Eukaryota; Viridiplantae; Streptophyta; Magnoliopsida; Asterales; Asteraceae. The record is from RefSeq and is a predicted model, not a curated record. Bases 1 to 2514 code for a protein of 837 amino acids.